GCGCCGGAAGUCUCGAGGGAAAAAGGUUCCGGGGCAGCGGAAGAAGUGGGAUACGAAGCAGGUCGCGGCUGGCAAGCAAAAAAGGUGCUCAAAUUGAAUUCGGGAUACAUAAAAAUAGAUGACUGUUAUGAAUUGAUCGUGGUGAAAGACACCAGGACAGAGACUUUCCAGCCACACACCUUGUGCAAGAUUCUUGAGGAGUGAUUGAUGAUGGCUCAUUUACACAGAAAUGCACGUCGCCUGCUGGGCUGUGAAGGCAUUUCUGGGUUGAGUCUCCUCCAUUCGGCAGCGGGUAAGAAGCUGGGAAUGCUGAGUGCCAGCCUGUCACGUACAAUAGCAAGCGACGAAGGAGACGACGAUGUGGAGGAAAUAACUGAAAUAUCAGACACAGAGGAGAACUGCACAUCACCGGAGCCACAUAAAGAUACCACAAAACCAAUUCAUGGUAGAAAUCAAGCCUCACUGAUUCCUCAAGCCAAUAAGAGCCACAAGAAGAUGGUCCUAGUAGAGGAGAACAACCCAUUUUCACUCAACAUACCCAAAAAUUUUAUCUGUGAGCAUUGUUAUGGGGCUUUCAGGAGCAGCUACCAUCUCAAGAGACACUUAUACAUCCACACAGGGGAGCGACCUUACGAGUGUGACAUGUGUGAAAUGAAGUUCAUCCAGAAGUACCAUCUGGACAGACACAAACGAGUUCACAGCGGAGAGAAACCUUAUCAGUGUGAGCGAUGUCAGCAGGCCUUCUCACGGACGGACAGACUUCUGAAACAUAAGAGGAUGUGCCAGGGCUGCCACUCCAAAAUUGCCGAAACAGAGUCUGGGACAAUUUUACCUUCAUACUCCCCAUCUUUCCGUAUUGACAGAGACAUGUUCACUAGUACAGGAGAGCGACCUUACGAGUGUGACAUGUGUGACAUGAAGUUCAUCCAGAAGUAUCAUCUGGAAAGACACAAACGUGUCCACAGUGGAGAGAAGCCCUACCAGUGCGAGCUGUGUCAGCAGGCUUUCUCAAGGACAGACAGACUUCUGAAACACAAAAGAAUUUGCCAGGGAUGCCGCAAGCAAAGAUCUAUAACUACUCCUGAGAUCGAAUUAGUGUUGUAGCUUGUGAUUGAUAGCUGCUCUGUUUCCACUACUACUACUACUUUCACUCAGGACAUUGCUAGUAAAUCCGUGACAUCUGAAAUCACUUCCCUGAAGCGCAUGGCUGGUGAUAUCGACAAGAUAUUUGGCCAUAUCUGACCUUUUGUAAUGCCCAAAAUAGCAAACUUAGAUCUAAAGUCUAAUGAUCUGAGAAGACUAAUUCAGUAAUAUGUAAUCAGUCCAAUGUAACAUAGUUCUGUGAUGAAAUACAUUUCAUUUUCUGUAAAAAAAAAAAAAAAAAGGUAUAUUUAUUUUAAGGGCUCCAUGCAGAUCACUCAAUUGAAAGAUUCCAUAUUGCAUGCUGGCACAUCCUUGAAAACUAUUCUUGAAGCGGCAAGCGUUUUCUUGAGAAUGGUCAGUGUGCGUCUGUCACCUGAAAUGAGACAAUAAGGCAGCAUGUAGUGGGUGGACCAAUGUGCGUGAAACUGUAGCUUAUUAACUCACUAGGAACUAGUGACCUCACCCUAUCAGUACACUAAAGUGCCUCAGUGACAUCCAUGGUCCCCAUAAUGACUUGAUAGGCUGUAUUCUUACAAUAGAUGCCUACAGGAUGUGUAGGUGACAGGUACAAAAUAUGAAAUGUUUGAUGUUGGGCUACAACCUAAAAUGGAAAAAAUAUUUUUGGGUGUAGGGCCUAAUAUGUAACAAAAGUUUAUGAUGAAUUAUCUGCUACAGUGUUGUCUGAAUCUUCCUGUUCCUCCAAACUUAUAUUCCGGGUUAUUGCCAGGACAACCGGGGUCCAAGUUUGCUGGGAGUGGUCUGAGAGAAAUAACCCAGGAAAAAAUAAAUAAAUCCCACUUUACCCCAGGAAGGACCCAGGUAACGGUGUGGUGUCGAUAUCUCCAAGCGUCAGCAGAGGGAAGACCCAUCACUUACCCCAGUCCAGUUUAGAAUGUAAACAGGUUUUCAAGUGGUCUUGAAACCGUGUUCAAUUAACCCAGGUUGGAUCCGGGCUCUUGAGGGGAUUGGUGGAAAAAGAGGUAUGACAGUAACCUACCACCCUCCAAAAAACAAAACCCAAAACAAAAACUUCCUACCUAUUUACUUACAGUAUUAGUAACCUGCGUAGAGCAAGGGCAGUUACAGCCAUUCAGUUCAUUUCAAACCAUCCUUGUGGGAAGAGAACAAAGGAUUUUGAUGUUGAAUGAUUAGACCACAGGUUCUCAAACUCGAUCCUCGGGGUGCCACACAGUUCAAGUUUUACAGGUCAUAUGGACUACGGUGAUACAUAGUGCACCUGUUGGGUGACCUGAAAAAUGCGAACUGUGUGGGGUCCUAAGGGCCGAGUUUGAGAAUCACUGGGUUAGACCCAUUAGAGACCCAGGAACAUAGUAAGCAAAUGUCAAAUAUGCAGUUUUUAAUUUAACUUCCAGAAACUAAUUGUUUAGUUUUCGGUGGCGUUUGUUAAAUGUCUCAUUCAGCCUGAAGGAGAUGCUGUUUCCAUCUAUAGCUGAUUUUUGUUUUUGUUUUUUACAGUAAUGUCUGUAGAGACAGUUCAACCAUUGAAGGUGCCUGAAGUUUCAUUAGUAAUGUGAGAUGCAAACAUACUCUGUAAAACCUGAGAAGAUUCUAGUAACCUUAUUAGAACCCUUAUUACCGUGUAAUAAUUUUAAGGUUUAGACUUGACUACAUUUCAAGAAGGAGAAAUAUAUACAUAGAUAUGGAAUCAUGUUAAUUGCUUAGUUUUAGAAGAUAAAGUAAUAAAGUUAGACCUAAAAGGACUAAAGAUGGGUACACACCUGGGCGACUUGAUGGCCAGCUGGCCGUUGUGCCGCCCGAGCAGCCAAUUCAGGUAAGAAUACACUCUUACGGGCGCUCGGUGUGUUGCCCUGACAUCACAGCUGGGCGGACAUUUGAAUUUGUCUGCCCAACUUUGACUUCAGUCCCCACAGCAAGACCGUCCGUACACACAGCCAGAUGCGCCGACCUGUCGACCAUCUUACAAUAGAUUAGCUGUUAGCUCGAAUGGCCAAUAUAUCUAGUGUGUAGCCAGCUUUAGAAAAGUCCCAGUAAAUUGAAGAAUGAUAUAGUUUGUGUGUCCGACUAAUAGCUCUCCUGCUGUGUAUGAGAAUUCUGCGCCACUUAAAUCUUUGGAAAAUGUGUGCUAUUUUCUUCCAUUGUUUUUCUCUCCUGCGGUUAUAGUCUGUGCUCCUCUAAAAGAGCAGUCGCUGCUUUUAUCUGGCCAUCUCCAGAGAGCGCAGAGCUUCCCACUAUAGGCAACAAAUCGUGGUGCUGCUGCCAGGAGAGGAUCCCCACCUAACUACUUACUAUAGGGAAGAUAGGAGACUGAAGGGGAGAUGUAUCAAUCCUUGGUGAGAGCUAAAGUGGAGCAGUUGCUCAAAGCAAUCAAACAGCUUCUGUCAUUUAAAAGACUGUGCUUGAUUAAUGACAGGAGAUGAUUGGUUCCAUCACACAACUUCUCUACUUUAUCUCCAAGUUUUGAUACAUACUCUUUAAUAAGAAUCCUAAGGAAAGGAAAACCCAUUUUAAUCCUGCGGGAAAUAUAAGGAACAGAGAUCGGCUACAUUGGUUUUUUUUGUGGUAUCUUGAAUUAAUUAAAGCUGGGAUAAUUUAGUAUUAGAAUAUAAUGAGAAUGGCACACCGACAACCACUUCUCCAUCUCUGGGUUACAUGGAAGGGUGGACCUAUACUGAAUGGAGAUGAGGGGGUUUAAACCCAAUUUGAACUAUUUUAGCACACGCCAACUGAGCUAGCAUUAACUGUAUUAAUACUGAGUUUAGUCCAAGCUUUAAAUAUCACAAUGUAUAUUUGUAGUAUUAACCUAUGCUUUGUCCAGCCGUGUCUAAAGCCCUAUAAGACUACCAACUGCUGUCCCAGGGCAAAGUACCAUUUAUACCUUAUUAUAAGCCAUUUUCCUCUUAUAUGUAUUUCAUACAUUAAUGUGAACAACAUUUUAGAGUUUUGCAUCUAAAUUCAAAGAAACAAUGUUGAACAGGUUAGAAAGCGACUCAGUUUAUUGUACAAUGGUAAUGAAAAGACUGUGCUUUAAUUUAUAAGGAUAUGUCUUUAUAAAUGAUGUGAUACCUUUCGACUAUGAAAUGUGACUUAAACACAGCUUACCGGUAAGAAGUUAUCAGCUGUGUCAAUCAAUUCAGUGUAUGUUGAAAAUCUUUUACGUCUAGUUUAUUUUUUAUUUGAUUUUUAAUACAUUUUAAUACUUUGCAGGUUUUUAAUAUUGUGUUAAAUAUGUGAUGUGGCGCUACUCGGUGAAAUUAACUGUAGCUUUGGAACAAAUAUGCAGGUAUUCAAUAAACUGCUUUUUUGUAUUAUGCCGUAAAUUCCAUUGUUGUAAUAACACCCUCCAUUACAAUUUGGAAGAUCUUCCAGAAACUAUUGCUCUAAUCUUUGGCUGUCAGACUUGAGCAUUUCUAGGUCCUGGCACCCGGAUUCUAGGCCCCAAAUUCAAAACACUGUUCAUUUUUAGUUGGUUUAUUCUGUAAUACUGGUGUUGGCAGCUUAAUUAAUAGGUUGUAAACAUCAACAUAUUUGUUACACUCCCAAUACCAGUAUAAAUAUAAUCAAGAGAAAUUUGCUUGUUUAUUAGUGUGUGGUAUCCUUCUUUAUGGGUCUUCCGGAACUUAGCCAAGUGUAUUCAAGAGAUCUAGUCCAAGGCUUUAAAUGUAACUACUGUAUUAAUACUUUUAUAUGAUUAUUUUCACACAUUUUUGUUUCUCAGUAACUUUAGAGUAGAGGUUUGUUUUGUAGUUUUAGAACACUGUGCAGUCUGUUGUAUGUUAUUUUUGCUUCUUACUGCCGGUGUAUGUAGAAUAUUUAAAUAAAGUUGUUUUUUUAUAUAUAUAAAAA
Molecule: messenger RNA, 4968 nt
Organism: Pseudophryne corroboree (corroboree frog)
Lineage: Eukaryota; Metazoa; Chordata; Amphibia; Anura; Myobatrachidae
Gene: ZNF740
Product: zinc finger protein 740
Exons: 11
Coding region: 208-1104 (298 amino acids)
Biological process (GO): regulation of transcription by RNA polymerase II
Cellular component (GO): nucleus
Molecular function (GO): DNA-binding transcription factor activity, RNA polymerase II-specific
Source: RefSeq, a predicted model, not a curated record